Temnothorax curvispinosus is the source of this 1980-nucleotide messenger RNA. RefSeq names its product ATPase family AAA domain-containing protein 1-B-like. NCBI's taxonomy places the organism in Eukaryota, Metazoa, Arthropoda, Insecta, Hymenoptera, Formicidae. The record is from RefSeq and is a predicted model, not a curated record. The transcript is spliced from 8 exons. Gene Ontology annotation, molecular function: ATP binding; ATP hydrolysis activity. The coding region runs from base 421 to 1557 and encodes 378 amino acids. Gene Ontology annotation, cellular component: mitochondrial outer membrane.
UAACCUGAAUAAAAUAUAAUCUUUUUUUGUUUAAUAAAUGGAAAAAAAUUCGAGACGACGAACGAUAUAUGAAUGGAAAUUUUGCGGUGUUCCACUUUCCGUCACAGCUACUCGAGCGUUUUGUUCGAGGCGCAGAGAGUGUAACUAUAGCGCUGUUGAACAAAUCCGACUUCAACCCCUUCAAGGCGCAAUGCGCAAUGCACCGCGCAUGUUUCCUGCUUUCUCGCGUUCCGCUCUAACCUACAAACACCUAGGACACCUACAAAUCGCUGUCCGCUUUCUUCGCUCGACGAAAUCGCGAGCCCCGGAGAGGUUAGGUCGCCAGGAGUACGUAGUGGAGUCACCCUCGGCGUGUCGCAGACCAGCACCGAUUCGCACAACGUGGCAGCAAGUUUGGCAAACAGAGUAUCCUAGUGAACGAUGAACAUGGCAGCGAGCGCUGGUCUCACGCGACAUGAGGUCCUGAUGCUGGUAGCGAGAUUGACAUGUGUUGCGGCGAUCGGUUUCUUCAGCAUGAGAUGGCUUAUCAGUCAGCUUGAUCCUACCAGGAGUACCAAGCAAAGAGCCAAGAAGAAGGCUCGGGAGCAGUUACGUAAAUUGGCAGAGAGCGACAGAUACGCGCGAUCCUUUGACAUGGAUCAAUUGACAGACUACGAAAUGAUAAUAGCCAAUCAUCUGGUAGAUCCAAAUGAUAUCAAAGUAUCGUGGAGCAGCAUUGCCGGUCUGGACAGCGUUAUUCAAGAACUCAAGGAGACAGUCAUCCUGCCUAUACAGAGGAAGGAGUUAUUUGAAGAUUCGCAGCUGACUCAAGCGCCCAAGGGAGUACUGCUAUACGGUCCGCCAGGUUGCGGCAAGACUAUGAUCGCCAAGGCUACCGCACGGGAGGCGAAAACACGUUUUAUAAAUCUAGACGUGAGCAUCUUGACUGAUAAGUGGUACGGGGAAAGCCAGAAGCUGGCCGCCGCUGUCUUCUCAUUGGCAGUGAAACUGCAGCCUUGCAUUAUUUUCGUUGAUGAGAUAGAUUCGUUUUUGAGAUCGCGCAAUUCACAGGAUCACGAGGCCACGGCAAUGAUGAAGGCCCAGUUCAUGUCGUUGUGGGAUGGCUUGAUAACCGAUCCUGACUGUACCGUGAUUAUAAUGGGAGCCACCAAUAGGCCACAGGAUUUAGAUAAAGCGAUUCUGCGCCGUAUGCCAGCGACUUUCCAUGUUGGAUUGCCGAAUGAGCAACAGCGGUUGAAAGUUUUGCAAUUGAUAUUGAAAAACGAGCCAACCGCAGACAACGUCGAAAUGGGGACGUUGGCGAAACAUACCGAAGGCUUUUCUGGAUCUGAUUUACAAGAACUUUGUCGGAACGCAUCUAUAUAUCGUAUUAGAGAUUACUUAUAUUCACACGACGGGCUGAAGUACGAGAACAAUACAGACGAUGAAUAUGACGAAGAAUUUCAUGAUACCGUGCGGCCCAUUACGAUGGAGGACUUACUCAAAUCAUUCAGGAAAAUGAGAACGUCAAAACUACACACAGGAACGCUCAGUACAAGGCAGCUGGAUCUAGAUUAAGGAAAGAAAUUUAUCCUCUGUUAAUCGCUGUCUGUGACUGUUUUUUUUUUUUUACACUUCUUCGGGUGUUACGUAAAUUUUACGACGACGAUGACAGUGAUAUUCUGCUUCAUCAUGAAACUAUAAUCUUCGAUGCUGUUGGAAGUGGUUUACUUGUAAACGAUUUAAAAAUUUUUAUGAAUGCAUUAUGCUGUUGAAGUAGCCCAAAUAGAAUCGUCGAGCGAAGUGUUUACAAUUCCAUAGUAAAAGACAUCAUAGGAAAAAAUUUUAUGAUAAAGUAAAAUGGAAUUUUUCUGGAUAUAUUAUAUUAAACAUCAAUGAGAGACAAUGAAUGACAAGGGCGUCAUUCAAUUCUAUUAUGUUAAAAUUUUUAUUUUAUCUUAUUUAGUUUCUUUUGCAGAAAAUAUAAUUUAUUGUAAUUCU